This is a messenger RNA of Cuscuta epithymum, 4610 nucleotides long. Lineage: Eukaryota; Viridiplantae; Streptophyta; Magnoliopsida; Solanales; Convolvulaceae. The record is from the annotation of a GenBank genome assembly.
AAGCCCGUUCCCGCCCCUGCUCUUCCUGGUCUCUAUCUGAUUUGAUUUUAACGAGUCCAUUAAAGGGUAGGCUAUCUGAUGAAGAUAGCUUCUCAGUUCGUGAUGGCAUGACUCUGUGUUUGUGCAUCUAUUACAGGAUAGGGUUCAAUUCAUCUUGCUCCUGAGACUUGUAAAAAGUCGUGUACAACUGUAUAGGGGAAGCACCAGCCUUGUUGCCAGAAAUGGAUCCUGGUCGAUAUCGCCCUCAGCAAGAAUGGGAAAAUAACAGCGUAAUUGUGGUUUCCUUCCUAAUCACAUAUAUGGAAUGAUAAACAAGAAACUAGGCUCAUGAGACUUUCCCAUUUUCAGCCCUUAAACAUCAUUCAAAGAAUUCCAUGGGACAGUGAGGAUGUGGAUUGGAUUUCCCUAACAUGUACCACGAUAAUUAAUUGCUGACAUAGCUUAUUGUCUUGAAUCCACAGGCUUUGGAGAGUAAUGGCAGAGUAAAUGAGCCUGAUUUCCAGGUUGGUGGCUCUUAUGAUGAUAGGAGAUUUAUGGAUGAACGGUUCUCAAGAGACAAUGUUUACUCAAGGAGUGGGUUCCACCAUGAUGGGCUGGACAGGGAGCAGUAUCCACAUCCACCACCAGCAUUUGAAAUGUGGCCUCAAGCGAGGAGGAGAAGUUAUGAAGAAGAAUGUCCAAUGGAUAAGGAUUUACGGAGGAAUGAGAAGCUGCCUGCCAGGUAUGGAGGAUGUGACCGAGAUGAUUAUGCCAAUGACCAUUAUGACUAUCGCCAUCGUGUUUCUCAUCAAAGCAGGGAACGCAGCCGUGAAAGGGACUAUGAUUAUGGCAGGCAUGGUUAUGAUUCUGACUAUGACAGAGGUAGUAGGAGAGAUAGUAACUGGAGACAACGUGGUUCUCGUGAUCGUGAGCAUGACCGGAGAGACUCAAGCCGAGAAAGAGACUACAGUCCAUAUUCAAGGCAUGAACAUUCCCGUUCACGGUCUCGUGACCGUGGGGAUUGCCUGAGAUCAAGGUCUCCUCGAAGUCGAAGUCAUAGUCGGAGUCAUGGAGAGGAUAGCUAUGAUGAAUUUCGGUAUGAUAGAGGUGAAAGGCGCAAAGACUCUGAUGACAGACGACAUCAUGAUAGCUACUACUCGUUGUCUCCUUCCGCUACUGUUGUUGUUAAGGGUCUUUCUCAUAAGACCACAGAAGAAGACCUAUAUCAGAUCAUUGCUGAAUGGGGACCACUACGCCACGUUCGUGUGAUCAAAGAGCCAUGUUCUGGCAACUCCCGUGGUUUCGCUUUUAUUGAUUUUCCAUCUGUGGGUGCUGCCCAAGCAAUGAUGGAUAAGCUUUGGGAUGAUGGUCUUCUUGUUGAUGGUAGGAGGCUAUUUUUUGAGUACAGUAGCAAACCAAUUGGUGGGUCCAAUGGGCCACUGGGUAUUGAUAGUGUAAGAUCCAGUCAAGGUAGCCACAGAAGAAUGACAGUGGCAUCUGAUUGGAUGUGCACUGUAUGCGGAUGCGUAAAUUUUGCACGGAGAACAUCUUGCUUUCAGUGUAAUGAGCCACGUGCAGAUGAUGCUCCCCCAGCUGAUAAGACAAUGUCAAACCCUACAUCUCUUGCAAAGAGAGGAGAAGCAGGCCCUACCCAUGUUUUGGUUGUCCGUGGCUUGGAUGAAGAUGCUGAUGAAGAAAUGCUUCGGUAUGAAUUUUCUAAGCAUUCUCCUAUCAAGGAUCUUCGACUUGUCAGGGACAAGUUCACCCACGUUUCAAGGGGAUUCGCUUUUGUGCACUUCUAUUCGGUCGAGGAUGCUUCUAAAGCUCUUGAAGCAACGAAUGGAACAACUUUAGAGAGAAAUGGGCAGAUUCUUAGAGUUGCUUAUGCAAAAAGUAUCCUUGGUCCAGGGUCAGGGGCAUCUCAGGCUAGUACCCUUGCUGCUGCUGCAAUUGAAGCAGCAACGUUCGCUCAACAGUAUGAUGCUAUUGGAUGGGCACCAAAGGAAUACAAUCCAGAUGAAAAGCAAUCUAAUGUGGUGCGAGAGCAGGCGGGAGAAGUUGCACAUCAAGAGGAUGGUUCUGCCCCACAGUCCGGUUUUCUGUGGGAUGAAGCAUCUGGCUAUUAUUUUGAUGCUGCUUCUGGGUUCUACUAUGAUGGAAAUACAGGUUUGUAUUAUGAUGGAAACAAUGGAAUCUGGUACUCUUAUGAUCAACAGACCCAGCAAUACAUUCCGUGCGACGAUCAGAAUGACAAAGCCUCACGGAAUCAAGAAGAAAAUGCAUCCAAUGCAAGAAAGGUUAUCAUAUCUGCACCUGCAACUAUGACAUUAUCAUCCAAUGAUAAGACCCCCUCGUUACCAGAUGCCAUUCAAGCUGCAGCAACCGCUGCAAUGUCCGCAGAGAAGAAGGAGAAGGAGAAGUCAUCAAAAGAAAUAAAAAUUGCAAAAAGCAGCAUUCUUGCCAACAAGAAGAAGAUGAGUAAUGUAUUAACAAUGUGGAAGGAAAGAACUCAUGAAAGUCAAGCACCCCGUGUGGCUCUUGAUGACACUCAGACAGUAGAUGAGGAAAGAUCCAACUCGGCCACAAAAGCUAUAUCAAGCAGUGAGUUAGUCGUCCCGACUGUUCAGUCAGUGGGAAUGGGAGUAGUAGUACCUGUGAAGGGUGUGAUUAGAAGUUCAGGAACGGGAGUGGUGAAAAAAGACACCACUUUAUACACAGGAUCUUUAGGAACUUCUUCUACUCCUUUGACUAAUACAGAGGUCUCAACAAUUGCAACAUCCUAUAGAAUGGAUCCAUCUGCAUUGAGUUCCCACACAUCAGCCGUGACAGCUGCAAGUGGGGGUAAAAGAAGGUUUUCUGAAAUUCCGUCCCAACACAUUUCUGAUAAGGAACAAUCUACAAAUAAUAGUAGUGCCUAUCGAGAUCGUGCUGCUGAGCGGAGGAGUUUAUAUGGUUCAUCAUCAUUUGGAAACAAUUUAUCUGAUCUUGGGGAUUCAAGUCCAAACAAUGCUUAAACAGCGUAAUGGGAAAUUUUAUUGUGAAAGAAGAUUCCACUCGAGGUUGAUGUACUCUAUUUUAUAUAUCUGUAUUGACUUGUGAAGAAUUUGUUUUGUUGUUGUGGGGAACGAAGAUCGGGAUUCCACUUCAAGAAGGGGUGUCUUUGAUCCAACACCUUUCCCACCGGGAGUCGGGGGUGGUCGUGUUUCUGGAGAUGCAAAUCCUCAGAGCUAUGAGGUUAUAACUUCUGAUAGAGCGAUUGAUGAGAGUAAUGUUGGGAACCGUAUGCUCAGAAAUAUGGGCUGGCAAGAGGGCUUGGUAUCACUUCUCACUCUUCACUUCGCUAUAUAGUGAGAGCCUGUUUAGUAGGAUAUAGUUUUGGCUUUCCGGCCAGUUUUUUCGCUAAACACUAAUGAGGUGGCCGAUGUGGCUGAUAUUUUCAAAAACAUUGUAGGGAUAUAUAGUGAUGAAACUAAUACUUUUAGUUUUAUUUGUAGAUAUUAUUUUCUUUAUUAAUAUAUUUGUAAAUACUACCUCCGUCCCCCUAAGAUUGGGACAAGAGGGAGUGGAGUGGUUAUUAAGAAAACUGAAAUUGUGUAGUUGAUAUUGUAUCGAUAAAGUGUGAAUAAAGUAAUAAUGAAUUGCAACCACCCAAAUAUUAUCAAAAAGGUAAAACGAGAGAAAGAUAGGGGGAUGGAGGGAGUAGUUUAUUAUGAAUUGCAGCCACUUCAGCCCUUUUAAUCCUUACCCAACAGGCUCUUAUUACAUACUCCUGUUCUCAAAUAGCUAUCCUAUAAACUAAAGAUGUUUUGCUCACAAAUAAGUAUCUUUGUUUCAAAAACCAAUAAAGUAAUAGUAGUAAAAUGACCAAGUAUAAAAAACCAUUUUUGUUUCGCUUGGACAUGAACUCUAAUGUCUACAAAUCAGUUGGGUGUCUUCUCAAAAAAGAAAUCAACCAAGUAUCACCUUAAAAGCCCCAAUCUUUCUUAAACGGAAAGAUAUUCAUGAGUGGGUGAAGUUUGCUAGCUAUGGAAAAAUAAAAAUAAAGGUGAUGUAUUGACUUGAAAUAUCUACAAAUUGCUUGUAUUGAACUAUUGGUUCAUAACUUAUUGCAUCUUCUCUCCUGAACAACUAAAUACUUAACUUGGGGGAACCGCAAGUCCAUGAACUGGCAUUGGAUUUGAAAAAAAUGUUUUAGUUGUUGCAUGUUAAUCUGAUGUAUAGGGAUUGGGUAAGGAUGGAAGUGGGAUGACAGAACCGGUCCAAGCACAGGCCGUUGACAAGCGGGCAGGACUUGGAAGUCAACCAAAGCCAAUGAAAGUGGAUCCAAGCCUUGAAGCACAGGCUGGUGAUAGCUACCGAACUCUUAUACAAAAGAAGGCCAUUGCUAGAUUCCGUGAGAUGUCUUAGCUAACCAUAGAAUUUGGCGUUGUGUUCUUUGUUAAUUGUUAUACUGAUGUGACUUGGUGUAUAGACCUAUGCUACACUCUAGGUAUAAUGUGAUUUUGAUUUUGAGCAAUUUUUUAUUUUGCUUUUUCCCCUCAUUGCCCAGUUGAGCAAACUCUGGUGUUCAAUACUUGGUUACUUGAAAUGUAUUUCGUUUAUAAUAAUGAUAUCCUUUUAACUACUCUCUA